AUGGCCUGGUGGGAUAGCUCCCAGCCCAACUGGCUCAAGAAUCUCAUGCCAAGCUACGCACACGAGCUCGAAGAGGUCCGCGAAGAACUAGAGACACAGCUUGAGAUUCUAACCCAUCACCCAGGCAAUCAGCGGAAGGUGAGCGAGAAACUCCUCAAAACUGCUGCCUCCAUGACCAAGAUCCAAACAUUGGGACAAGAUAUAGCGGUGUACUUCCCUGAUCAUCCGUUCGUCGCUCGCAGACAUCCCAAGUUCUUUCAGGUUCAGUUCCCGCGAUACUGUCAGUUCUAUGCAAACACUUUUAUUACCCUUAGUAGGAAGCUUUUGGAUGAGCCGGGGAGUGAGGAGUUUGUUGCGAAUCAGGUUAAGCGUAUGUUGGAGAAAUUGUAG
Molecule: messenger RNA, 390 nt
Organism: Penicillium bovifimosum
Lineage: Eukaryota; Fungi; Ascomycota; Eurotiomycetes; Eurotiales; Aspergillaceae
Exons: 1
Coding region: 1-390 (129 amino acids)
Source: RefSeq, a predicted model, not a curated record